GAAUAUGAAAUGACUUGUUGUAUGAGUUCAGUUGUAAACAUGUAUAAUAUUUCCCUAUCAAGUUUUAUGAAACAAACAUUUUAUUUGCUUUUAAAAAAUAUUUUCUUGUUUCAUAAUAUUGUUUUUAUCAUAAUUUGUUAAAGUUGAAAAUUAGAGACAAGACUUAAUUUGUCACAUAAAGUGUCAAAGGCACACUACUCAGGAUAUACAUUUUUAAUUAUUUUUCGAAGAUUUAUCCACAUAAAAAUUGGGGUAUUUAUCAAGAUGUUGGCAUCUAGUUCUAAUAAAAGACCAUUUACUGUUUGUGUUGAAGGAAAUAUUGCGAGCGGAAAAUCAACAUUUUUGGAAAACUUUAAACAAUUUAAUGAUAUUAUGGUAUUACAUGAACCUGUUUCGUUUUGGCGUGAUAUUAAUGGUAUUAAUCUAUUCAAUCUUAUGUACAAACAUCCUGAACGUUACGGUUGUGUUUUUCAAUCUUAUGUACAACUUACGUUUCUUGAACUUCACACACAACCAACAUCUCUGCCUUUUAAAAUAAUGGAACGCUCAAUGUACAGUGCUAGAUGCUUUAUAGAAAAUAUGACACGAAUCAAUAAAAUUGAAAAAAUCGAAGCAUUAGUACUAGAAAAAUGGUUUGAAUGGUGCCUGAAAAAUCAUUGUAUUGAUCUCGAUUUGAUAGUUUAUCUUCGAACAUCACCAGAAACUGUCUACGAAAGAAUGAAAAAGCGUGCCAGAAAAGAAGAAAAGAGCGUGUCGCUAGAAUAUUUAAAGAAGAUUCACAAUAUUCAUGAAGAUUGGCUGCUUCAUCGUACUCUAUUUUCUGUUCCAGCUCCGGUUAUUAUCUUAAAUGCUGAUCAAAAUUUCGAUGAAAUGCUAAUUGAAUUUCAACGAUGCAAAAGUAAUAUUUAUUCGAAACAUUUAAAUUGAAUACUCAGUUAAAAACUGUACAAAAGAAGUAAAACGAUAAGACAAUGUUAAAAAUUUUGAUGAACCUAAGAUAUUAUUAAUUAACGAAAUAACGAUCAAGAACUGAUUCUCCGAAUCCGGAAACGAUAUUUUUUGAUGUUCAGAUUGAUUGUAAUAUUUUUAUAAAAUCAUAAAUUUGUUUUUAUA
This is a messenger RNA of Chelonus insularis, 1113 nucleotides long. RefSeq names its product deoxynucleoside kinase (gene dnk). The record is from RefSeq and is a predicted model, not a curated record. Lineage: Eukaryota; Metazoa; Arthropoda; Insecta; Hymenoptera; Braconidae. Gene Ontology annotation, biological process: nucleobase-containing compound metabolic process. Gene Ontology annotation, molecular function: ATP binding; deoxynucleoside kinase activity. Bases 265 to 927 code for a protein of 220 amino acids. Gene Ontology annotation, cellular component: cytoplasm. The transcript has 4 exons.